AUGAAAUUGGCAUCGACCUUGGCUACUGUGAUCGCCCUUCUCGGGAUCUUCGAAGGGGUCAGUGGAGUGCCGGUUUGGCCGCCAAUGAAAACCGAGGCGCAUGAGCAACACUUUAACCCGACCUCGGCACCUGCUUAUCCUGAAUAUGAGUCCAUGUUCAACUAG
This is a messenger RNA of Puccinia graminis f. sp. tritici CRL 75-36-700-3, 165 nucleotides long. RefSeq lists its product as uncharacterized. The record is from RefSeq and is a predicted model, not a curated record. Bases 1 to 165 code for a protein of 54 amino acids. NCBI's taxonomy places the organism in Eukaryota, Fungi, Basidiomycota, Pucciniomycetes, Pucciniales, Pucciniaceae. The transcript has 2 exons.